ACACAACAGACACCACACUCGUUGGGUCAGAACAUCUUUAACCUCAGAAGGGCACUGCAGUCCGAGUCCUGGGUUUGUCCAUUUCAUCGUCUCUACACACCAGCUCAUCAUCUGGCUAGGCCACCUUGACCGCAUAUAUGCUGGGCGUCGUUGCUCGUGUCGUCAGGUAUCAUCCUGCCCAUCAUGUCUUCUCGUUCACGAGCGGGCUGUCCCCGGUGUCGUUCUAUGAAAAUAAAGUGUGAUGAGACCAAACCAAGCUGUAGACAGUGCCUGAAGCGCAAAGUCGUCUGCCCUGGCUACCAGCGGGAUCUCAAAUGGAGUCAUAAGCACGAAGUUCUUCACUCCUCGCGAUCCCAGAUCCCCCCUACCGCAGAGUCAUGUCCAGGUCCAGGUCCAGAUCCUCCACUUCCAGCCGUUGCCAGUCUCAGUCCGAUCCACUCGGCCCUGCUUCCGAGAAAUGUUCAAGUAGGCCUAGGAGCACAAAGUAAUCAUAUCGCUCCUCUGCCAUCUCAAAGUCCAGCUAUUGACGACCGUUCAUCAUCUCAUGAUCAUCCUGACCAUUCAGAUUCAGCGCCUUUUUCUCCCGUAACCACCCGAUUAGGUAAUGACCAUGACCGAUCUAACGCAGACAUAUUGCGGGAUGAUCUCCGCGAAUGGCUUGUAAGCCACGAACCCAUGACCCUAUUGGAACAACAAGACUGGACAUGGACCUUGAACGGGUCAACAUUGAAUUGCAAUCAAGAUCCGACAUUAGUUUCAACCUUAGAUAUUCCAAAUUCAACAGCUUCACCCCAGGGCACCGAAUUCAAUCAAGCCUUAGUUCAGUACUUUUUCGACAACCUGUGUGGGAUACACACUGUCCUCGAUGACACAGCCGAGCGAUUCAAAGCGCUGGUGAAUCGCUAUCUCGGUUCCUCCCCUCUCCUUCAUAAAAGCAUCGUCUGCAUGGCCGCCGCUCACUGCUUCCAGGAUGAUGAGUCGAUGCUUCCCAUGUGUCUUGAGUGCCAUACAGCCGCUGUCAGAUCUCUCUCCGAGGCAGUGUUCCAGAUCGAGACCGUGCUAGAACAACCUACCGGUUCACCACACAACCCAGCCUUAGCUGGAACUCACAUGCUACGCAGAUUGGAAGAAACCCUGUUGGCAUCGAUAAUAUUAGGCUUCUGUGCUCCUUGGUCCGAUCCCCGAGACUUGGGUCUUCCUCAUCUCCGUGGAGCCAGAAAAUUGUGCGAAUAUCUCAUUAAUUACGCCACACUGGACGGUACGGAACCGGAAAAAGCUUUGGCAAAUCCCGACCAUCAUUUCUUGAUAGGGGCCAUGUCGUACUGGGAAUCCUGCAUGGCUUUCGUGGUCGACCAGCCCGACUCCGUUCUGCAGUACCUGUCUCCUUUCCGUAAACCCACCAAGACGACUUAUAUCCACAUGUUUGCAGGAAUCAGCCUGCCUCUAUUUGUGACUCUCGCCAAGGUCGGCAUCUGCGUUCGCCAGAACAGAGCCUUGAGAAACAUGGUCGGCGUGGGCUGGAAGGGUCGAGACUCUUAUCAAAUCCUCGCAGCUGAGGUCAUUCGUGAUGCCACAGAGCUUGCCCAGUAUGCCGUUGACUACCAAAUCCCUGCCGAUGAAACCUUUGACACCAAGACUUUGAGUUCCUCCACCUAUCGUCAACUCAAAGCAUUUGCCCAAAUGUGCAAGUUCGCAAUCCUGCUCGAGCUGCAACGAAACUUCCCCAGUCUAGUCGAUCCCCACCUCGACGAUGUCGAAGUUGCAACGCCCGACACCUCAGCUUCACGAGAAACCAUCAGCCUCGAUCGCCGUUACUUUGACCUGUCGGGUGCGAUCCUUAGCCAUGCAAAGGAUAUUCCCGAAGGAUCUACAUGCGGCCUAUAUCAGACGAUUUUGCUGCUCAUUUGUGGAAGUGUUCUACGAGUGCCCAAAGAUUCAGCAACACUCCGAUCCAACGAAUCAAGCCUACGUGAGAAGUUAGAAACCCAAAUCUUAUCAACCCUCGCGCGAAAAGACGAGCUCAACCAACGUCGAGCUUUCAUCCGCCGCCGGCUACAGUCGAACUGUGCCUCAUUUGGCCUACGCCAAGUCUUCUCUCGGGCUGAGCAGCUCCUGGAAGACGUCUGGUGUGAGUUCGACACAGGGACAGACGAUUCGAACGAUCUUCGGUCUAGACGCCAUUGGAUUGACGUCAUGGCCGAUAGAAAGCUUGAAACGUUCUUUGGUUGAGCAUGUACAACUAGAGACUCUGUCUUGGAUCGAAACCUUAGCUCCGUUGCACUAUUUCAUCUAUGAGCCGGCAAGAUCAGUUUUAACAAACCCAGCCUCCAUCCACGUUAUAUACAGCUCCAGUCACAAAGCUCGCCUCGUCCGACAACAGAAAGGCUGCCACGUUCAUGAUCUCCAGUGGAUUCGCCUUGCGUUUCUGAAUCUGAGCGCGAAUCUCGUCCGAGUUCUCCACCGUGUCAUUCGCCAUCAUCGGGGUAUCAGUGCAACCUUCCACGUCAGGACUCGGUGACAGCGACAAUCUGUAGGCAACACUUACCUGGAGCCACGCAGUUGAUCCGAAUUCCAACAUGUUCUUUGGCCGCGCUGCGGGUCAGUCCAAUGACAGCAUGCUUGCUAGCGCAAUAGGCUGUAAAUGUUGGCCACCCAAUUUGUCCUUCAGUGCUGGCCGCUGACACCUUUCGACCAGGUUAGCAACCAAGACGUACAUCGGCAGUUUGGAGAACUCGCUUACGAUGGAAGCUCCAUCUUUCAUGACACGAAGCUGAGCUCGAAUACAGUUGAACACGCCUGUCGAAUUGACGUCCAUGACAAAGUUCCAGUCUUCAUCAGUCAUCUCCACAAUCGGAUUAACUCGAAUGACACCGGCCCAGUUGGCGGCGCCGUCCAAUCGUCCAUACUUGUCCAUGGUUUUGGCUAUCCAGGAGUCAACGGAAGCACUCUUGCGCACAUCGACAGUCGUUGUAAGGUGCGAUGACGAGUUUUCCAGCGAUUUGAUGGUCUCCGCGAGUCCCUCUUCAUUCACGUCGGCCAAGGAGACAAGUGCUCCUCGCUUGGCUAGCAACUGAGCAAAUACCCGCCCCUGACCGGAGCCCGCCCCUGUGAUGGCAAUCUGUUGUCAACAAUGUCAGUGGGAUUUAAUUCGUCUCCUGUGCGGUGAUACACACCACUUUUCCCUCAAAGCUCGACAUGGUAGAUGAAUCUUCUGUGGCUGGAUGCUUCAAAUUACCCAAGUCGUCAAGGGGGGAUCAGGCACAGAUUUAGUCUCGAGAUCUUACAAGGUGAGUCUUAUUCUAGCGAUAUCGAUGAUCUCAACACAAAGUUGUACAACUAUAUCGCGGCACUGUAUCCUUCUCUUAAACAGACAUGGCUAGGUACUAUUUCCUUCCUAGAAAGCCAGAACCGGGAACUACAGCCGUGCCUCAAAACUGGCCACUGCCUUGCCAUAUCAUUACUAUCUUUGUCUGGAUCCAUGUCAGGCCUUCACGCCCUGCCUAGUGUCAGCCUGGAAUCUGUGGGAAACUUAAAGUCAGGCGAUGUGGUUGAAUUUCAGAGAAUUUCCUUUCCGGGUAACCAGAGGCGGCGUUGCAUGGGGAAUCAUCUUCAAGAUAUGUGGAUUCGAGGCCUUGCACACUAACAUGUUCAAUAGCUCUAUCAAGCCUGAGUUUUUGAACAUGGACACUAUCAAACGGCAAUCAUAAUGCCAAUUAGACUCGCCAUUCAUAUCAAGAAGGUUCUAUCCACAUAAUCUGAAUUUCUAGAUAGACAGUCCCCAAAAAGUAAG
This is a messenger RNA of Exophiala mesophila, 3790 nucleotides long. RefSeq lists its product as uncharacterized. The record is from RefSeq and is a predicted model, not a curated record. Lineage: Eukaryota; Fungi; Ascomycota; Eurotiomycetes; Chaetothyriales; Herpotrichiellaceae. Bases 184 to 2229 code for a protein of 681 amino acids. Gene Ontology annotation, molecular function: DNA-binding transcription factor activity, RNA polymerase II-specific; zinc ion binding; transcription cis-regulatory region binding. Gene Ontology annotation, biological process: positive regulation of transcription by RNA polymerase II. Gene Ontology annotation, cellular component: nucleus. The transcript is spliced from 4 exons.